AAAUUAGUACAAGUUGGAACGCCGUCUGGCAAUAAACAAAACAAAUCUAUUUUCUCUAGUCUAGUGAGAGACUUGAAAUAAAAAUAUUAAUAAAAAAGAAAAUAACAAAAUUAAAAAAAGCAAUAAUAACAGAAUUUUUCUAAAAAAUCCUUAAUUUUUAAAAAUUAUUAUUAUCAAUAUGGAAAUUAAAAAAUUAAAUGGUUUUGAAUGUCCUUUGAAGAAAGCUCCUCGUGACCGUCUUGGUAUGUGGGGAAAUGGUGAUAGCGAUGUUCCUGGCAAUGUAUCCGGUCUACAAAGAUUGCAUCAUAAGAAAUACAAUAAGGGUCUCGCAUUUACUUUGGAAGAACGACAAUUGUUAGGCAUUCAAGGACUUUUACCGGCCGUUGUUAAAAGCGAAGAUGAACAAGUUCAACACUGUUUAAUACUGCUCGAUCGUUUGGAAAAUGAUCUGGAUAAAUACAUGUACUUGAAUACUUUGGCCGAACGUAAUGAACGUCUCUUCUAUAAGGUAUUAUCCUCAGAUGUGUCAAAAAUGAUGCCAUUGGUGUAUACACCCACUGUGGGUUUGGCUUGUCAAAAGUUCAGUUUGAUUUUUCAACAUCCCAAAGGUCUUUAUAUUACCAUCAAGGAUAAGGGUCAUGUUUAUGAUAUUUUAAAGAAUUGGCCAGAGACUGAUGUUCGUGCCAUUGUCGUAACAGAUGGUGAACGUAUUUUAGGUUUGGGUGAUUUGGGUGCCAAUGGCAUGGGUAUACCUGUGGGUAAAUUGUCUUUGUACACUGCUUUGGCCGGCAUUAAACCCAGUCAAUGUUUACCCAUUACUUUGGAUGUGGGCACCAAUACCGAAUCUAUUCUCAACGAUCCUCUAUAUAUUGGUAUACGUGAGAAACGUGUUACUGGUGAAAUCUAUGAUGAGUUUAUUGAAGAAUUUAUGACAGCCGCUGUGCGUCGUUUUGGCCAAAACUGUUUAAUACAAUUUGAAGAUUUUGCCAAUGCCAACGCAUUCCGCCUUUUGGGCAAAUACCGCAAUGACUACUGCACUUUCAACGAUGACAUACAAGGUACAGCUUCUGUGGCUGUUGCCGGUCUGCUGGCUUCUCUGAAAAUCAAGAACACAAAAUUAAUGGAGAACAAAAUUGUAUUCUUUGGCGCUGGAGAAGCUGCCUUAGGUAUUGCCAAUUUAUGUUUGAUGGCUUUAAUGAAGGAAGGUCUCAAUGAGGCUGAAGCAAAAAAACGUAUCUGGAUGAUUGAUAGUAAAGGACUUAUCGUACAAAAUCGUCCCUCGGGCGGCCUGACCGAACAUAAAUUACGUUUUGCUCAACCCCAUGAACCCAUCGACACAUUGGCCGAUGUUGUACGUAUUGUACGACCGACUGUUUUAAUUGGUGCCGCUGCCAUUGGUGGUGCCUUUACAGCUGAAAUUCUUGAAAUGAUGGCUGAAUUCAAUGAAAUGCCAAUUAUAUUUGCCCUUUCUAAUCCAACUAGUAAAGCUGAGUGUACCGCCGAACAGGCCUACAAUUAUACUAAGGGUAAAUGUAUUUUUGCUUCUGGCUCUCCCUUCAAUCCCGUUGAAUAUAAUGGCAAGAAAUACUAUCCCGGCCAAGGUAAUAAUUCCUAUAUUUUCCCCGGUGUUGCCUUGGGUGUUCUCUGUGCCGGUAUGUUAACCAUACCGGAAGAUGUGUUCCUGUUGUCAGCUGAACGCUUAGCAUACUUAUGUUCGGUCGAAGAUUUGUCCAAGGGUUCUCUAUAUCCACCAUUGAAUCGCAUUACCGAAUGUUCUAUAGAAAUUGCUGCUUAUAUUAUGGAAUAUGCUUAUGCGAAUGGUUUGGCAACCGUUCGUCCUGAACCCCACGACAAACAUGACUUCAUAAAAUCUCAAAUGUAUGAUUUGUCAUAUCCAUCAGCUGUACCCAAAGUCUAUGCCUGGAGCAAUAAAUUGUAAAGAUUUAAAAAAAAUUGUUAAACAAAUGAAUAUUUAAAAAUUGUUGACCAAUUCAUCAAACUAAAACGUUAAGCAGUAGUGUAUUGUAUGUCUAAAUUAUAAAUGUCGAAAUUAACAGAAAUGAAUAUAAAAAUCUUACACAUAAUUCUCAAAAGGCUUCACAAAUUUAAUAGCAAGCUUGUGUGUUCAAAUACUUUGAAAAUACAUAUAUAUAAACUUACUUUUUAUUGUGAUAUUUAUUAAUAUAUUAAUUAAUGAACGGGUUUAAAUAUUAAUCACACAAAAUUUUGUUUUAAAUUACACAGUGUGACCAAGUAUGGUUAUUCUGCUAGACCUACAUAUAAACUGCAAUAGGUUACGUGGAGAAAAUAUUAUUAUUAUUAUUUUUGUAAUUUUGUCACACUGUGUUAUUAAAAGACAAUUGUAAAAAAAUUUUACUUUUUGAUAAGAUGUAUUGCAGUUUUUCUUUAAAUAACUUUAUAUAUGUAUGCAUCUGUUCUCCAUUUGUGUAUAUAACAAUAAAACAUAUUAUUUUAUAAUAAAUGUGUAAAACAAUGAUAUGAAUAGUAUUUUAACCACAUAAAUAUAAAUAGUUUUUAUGAA
Messenger RNA from Lucilia cuprina (Australian sheep blowfly), 2542 nucleotides. RefSeq names its product NADP-dependent malic enzyme-like. Gene Ontology annotation, cellular component: mitochondrion. Gene Ontology annotation, biological process: malate metabolic process; pyruvate metabolic process. Gene Ontology annotation, molecular function: malate dehydrogenase (decarboxylating) (NAD+) activity; malate dehydrogenase (decarboxylating) (NADP+) activity; NAD binding. The record is from RefSeq and is a predicted model, not a curated record. Bases 179 to 1939 code for a protein of 586 amino acids. NCBI's taxonomy places the organism in Eukaryota, Metazoa, Arthropoda, Insecta, Diptera, Calliphoridae. The transcript has 4 exons.